This is a messenger RNA of Stegodyphus dumicola, 2396 nucleotides long. RefSeq names its product structure specific recognition protein (gene Ssrp). The record is from RefSeq and is a predicted model, not a curated record. Gene Ontology annotation, biological process: regulation of chromatin organization. Gene Ontology annotation, molecular function: DNA binding; histone binding; nucleosome binding. Gene Ontology annotation, cellular component: FACT complex; nucleus. Lineage: Eukaryota; Metazoa; Arthropoda; Arachnida; Araneae; Eresidae.
UCGUCGGCAGAAUUUCCGCGCUUUUGUUAGUAUUUGCAGUUGCGAGACACAGGUUGUUGAUUUGUAUGUUAUAUAUGACUUUUUGAAUUAAUUUUCUGUUUAUAAUGGAUUUUUUAGAAUAUCCUGAAAUAGUAAAGGAGGAGAAGGGUUGUUUGAUACCUGGACGCCUAAAACUGACUAAUCAAGCUGCUAUUUUUAAGAAUAAUAAAACUGGAAAAGUUGAUCAGAUUCAAGCAUCUGAAAUAGAAAGUUUGAAAUGGCAAAGGUUAGCUACAACUCAUGGUUUAAGAUUAAUGUUAAAAAACGGAACUGUGUAUCGAUUUGGUGGCUUUCAAGAGACGGAUCGUGAAAAACUAGAAAAGUUUUUCUCUUCUAAUUUUUCAAUAGAAUUGAAAAACAAAGAAUUGUGUUUGAAAGGAUGGAAUUGGGGAACUGCUAAAUUUGAAGGUUCUGUUCUAUCUUUUGAUGUGGAUAAGAACACUGCAUUUGAAGUACCUCUUCCAAAUGUUUCUCAUUGUAUCAAUGCAAAAAAUGAAGUAACACUUGAAUUUCAUCAAAAUGAUGAAGCUGCAGUAUCUCUGAUGGAGCUCAGAUUCCAUAUACCCCCAGAUCAAAAUUCUAGUAUUGAUCCUGUUCAGGCUUUUGUUGACAAUGUUUUAGCUAAAGCAAGUAUUAUACAAGCAACUGGAGAUGCUAUUGUCACAUUCAAGGAGCUUCAAUGCUUAACUCCUAGGGGUCGAUAUGACAUCAAGAUUUUUCCAACUUUUAUACAACUUCAUGGCAAGACUUUCGAUUACAAGAUUCCUUUGACAACCAUCUUGAGACUGUUUUUAUUACCACACAAAGAUGGCCGCCAAAUGUUCUUUGUGCUAAGUUUAGAUCCUCCAAUCAAACAAGGUCAAACCCGUUAUCACUUUCUCAUUUUGUUGUUUUCGAAAGAGGAGGAGACAACAGUGGAACUCAGCCUGUCAGAGGAAAGUAUCAAGGAAAAAUAUGAAGAUAAGUUACAUAAAGAAAUGUCUGGCCCUACUUUUGAAGUUAUUAGUAGAGUUAUGAAAGCAAUAGUUCAAAGAAAAAUCACAGUUCCAGGUUCAUUCAAAGGGCAUAGUGGAACGCAGGCAAUUGCUUGUUCUUAUCGUGCUGGAAAUGGUUUACUGUAUCCCCUUGAACGAGGUCUAAUUUAUGUUCAUAAACCACCUGUGCACAUUCGUUUUGAUGAAAUUGCCAGUGUGAACUUUGCUAGGAGUGGUGGUAGUACCAGAUCCUUUGAUUUUGAAAUUGAAACUAAAAGUGGAGUAGUACAUACCUUUAGUAGCAUUGAAAAAGAAGAAUACGGGAGACUAUUCGACUUUGCAAAUUCCAAGAAGCUUCGAAUUAAAAAUAGAAAUUCUGGUCUGACAACAAAAGAAAAACCUGUCUACAAUGAAGAUGAGCUUGUAGAUUCAGACGUUGAAGAUGAACCAGAUGCCUAUCUGCAGAGAGUGAAGGCCGAGGGUCGGGAACGAGAGGAAGGAGGAGGUUCCACAGAUGAAGAAUCAUCGGAUGAAUCAUUUGCACCAGAGGAAAGUGGAAGUGAAGUUGCAGAAGAGUAUGACAGUAAUCCUCCCACAAGCUCUGAUAGUGAUGAAGAUGCUUCUGAUAAAGGUUCUGGUGAUGAUUCAGGGGAGACUGAAAAGAAAGUCAAAGAAAAGAAACCUAAAGAAUCCAAACCAAAGAGUGCUAAGACUGUGAAAGAACCAGGCAUGAGAAAAAAGAGACAGAAAAAAGAAAAGGAUGAAAAUAAACCUAAACGUCCUCCAUCUGCAUACUUCUUGUAUCUUGCUGAUAUGAGAGAAAAAAUCAAGCGGGAUAAUCCUGGAAUUAGUAUCACAGAAAUUACUAAAAAAGCAGGUGAAAUGUGGAAGGAAGUUACAGAUAAAAGUAAAUGGGAGGAAGCUGCAGCUGCUGCCAAAAAGAAGUACGAGAAGGAUAUGGCUGAGUAUAAAGCAAGUGGUGGAGGGGUAAAAAAGGAAAGUUCAAAAGAAAAGACUCCUAAGAAAGAUAAAGAAAAGAAACAUUCACCAAUCAAAUCACCAACUAAAUCUCCAGGUUCUUUCAAAAGUAAGGAAUACAUCAGUAGCAGCUCAGAGAGCAGUGAUAGUGAAGAUAAACCACUAAAAGCCAAAAAGAAAGAUUCUGGUUCUUCUUCUGAUGAAAAAAUGGAAAUAGAUGAAGGUUCUGGAUCUGAGGAAAAAUCUAAUGAUGAUGUAUCAGAUUGAAGAUAAAAUUUUUCUUUGUAAAUAAUAAACUUUUUUAUUUUAUACUUGUAUUCAUAAACAAACAUUCACUGUGUCUUACCGUUAUGUUUAUGGCCUUUGUGUUAUGAAUAUAAAAAUAAAAAUUUUAGUUCCCAAAUA